UUCCGGCCCGAGUCAUCCUGGGUGGCUUCGGUUCCGCCCUUACUUUGUCGCUACUAUUCCGACACUAAAAUGGCUUACUUUACACUGCCAUGUCUACCAACAAGAAAUCCAAGAACGCUGACAAAAACACCCUCGUUGUCACUGCUGCCCAGAGUCGCUUUCACGUCGACGCUGUGGACGUCCCGACAUCAAAAGAAAUCGACGUACAUGAUCUGAGUAUUUCCAUUGGCGGAAAAGAAAUCCUUGCACAUACCAACCUUAAACUGCAAGAAAAUGUUCAUUAUGUGCUUGUAGGUCGCAAUGGAAUAGGCAAAUCAACCCUGCUGCGUGCGCUGGCCGAAGGACGUAUCCCUGGAGUAUCGUGGGGCCUUCGCAUGCUUCUCCUUGGUCAAAACGUUCUGGUAGGGACUGCCCUUGAUCCAGCUACAGCCGGUGCUGGACAAAGUAUAGUGCCCACAGUAUUUGGUCACGUCAUAAGCAGCGAUUCCAGGCGUCAGCGCGCCCUCAAAGAUGUCCAAGCACUUUCUGAAGCACUAGAGUCUAUAAGUCCUCUUGAUAUUGUUACAACGGUUAGGAAAAUUGAACAUGAUCAACUCGAAAGGAAGCUAGCAGAGAUGAAAGAAAUCGCUUCGUACAGGAGCGGUGCUCGCGGUGCCAAAGCUCGGAAAGAGUUGACUGCUGCUGAAGAGAGGGUAGCUGCUUCUUCAGCGUUGUUGCUACAGGAUGGUGCGGAGGUCGAUUCACUGACCAUCCAACAAGCGUCUACCACCGCUAUCGACAAAUUAGCAGAGUUGGAAGCUCUACUAGAUUCUAUCAACUCAGGUAGUGCCGAAGCCCGUGCGCGUACUAUCCUCUUGGGCCUCGGUUUUCAACCAGAGCAACUCGAUCAACCAUUCGGUUCGCUUUCGGGCGGAUGGCGUACCCGAUGUGAGCUCGCAUGCGCACUCUUUCAGAAAGUCGACAUCCUGCUUUUGGACGAGUGUACCAACUUCCUUGACUUGCCUGCAGUCGUUUGGCUUCAGUCGUAUUUGCACUCCCUCGAAGACACUACUGUUCUUGUCACCACACACGACCACGAUUUUGCUGAUGCAGUGGCACAAGAACUGCUUAUUCUUCGCGAACAGAAAAUCGAGACGUUCAAAGGAAAUCUAUCAGCUUUUGAAAUGGAGAGAAGGAAACAGAUCAAAUGGAUGACUCGCAUGAAGGACGCAGCGGACAAGAAAACUACUCAUAUGGAAGAGUCUAUUCAAUCUAACAUUAACGCAGCCAAGCGGACGGGGGACGAUAAGAAGCUCAAACAAGCUGUCUCGAGGAAGAAGAAGAUCGAAGAACGCUUGGGCCUCGAAGUUGGUGCGAAGGGAACGAGGUUUAAGCUGAAUAGAGAUUUAGCUGGGUACCACCUGAAGAAUAGGGCAGACUUGCACAUACCAACAAUGGACCCGCCGGUCAAAAUCGCACUUCCCUCCGAACCACCCCCGCUGCGGUAUCCUGGAGCCCUUGUCAGCUUCGAGCAUGUAUCAUUUCGAUAUACAUCGAAGAAUCCCAUGAUCUUGUCAGAUAUUACUUUUUCACUUCAUUCCGGAGAACGCAUCGGGUUGUGUGGGAUGAAUGGUCACGGAAAGUCGACGGUCGUAAACCUAGUCGUAGGGGCGCUCAAACCUACGCAAGGAACUAUCAGUCUUCAUCCGCGCUUGAGGAUGGCACAUUUUUCUCAGCAUGAAGUUGAAAAGCUCACUGAGCUUGGGUCCAUGCAGCCUACUACAACUGCGCUCUCACAUCUCCUUCAAUUGACCCCAAAGGCAUUGAAUGAACCCACAGCACGAAGGAUUCUCGGCUCCUUAGGUCUGUCCGGGCCAACGGUGUCUGAUGUGCCAUUGGCUAAGCUUUCCGGUGGACAGAAAGUCCGCGUGGCUUUAACUGCGUGUCUUCUGUCGGGAUCUGGGGAAGAGGUAUAUGUGGCACCACAUCUACUUGUGCUCGAUGAAGUCACUACACAUCUAGACAGCGACACCAUUACCGCACUGGUAGAUUCCCUAAUGAACUUUGAAGGCGCUCUGCUGGUAGUGACGCAUGACCGCUACUUCAUGCGAGCUGUCGUCGAAGGCGAGCUGGAUGAGGGAGAUGAGGAUGAUAGUGAUGACGCUGAUCACAAAGCAAGGGCGAGACCAACUACAAAGGGGAGGGUGUACAGACUUGUGAAGGGACAAUUGAAACUACUUGAAGGAGGGAUGAGAAAGUACGAGCAGAUUGCAGAGAAAGCCGCCCAAAAGGUGGCCAAUGGGUAAUGGACUCGAUUAUAUAAUUCAAGUCUAGUAGAAAAGUAUACCAGAAACUGAAAACUAUGAGAAAACAUGUAAGGCCUGUCGUUUGA
Molecule: messenger RNA, 2371 nt
Organism: Desarmillaria tabescens
Lineage: Eukaryota; Fungi; Basidiomycota; Agaricomycetes; Agaricales; Physalacriaceae
Product: ATP-binding cassette, sub-family F, member 3
Exons: 6
Coding region: 90-2285 (731 amino acids)
Molecular function (GO): ATP binding; ATP hydrolysis activity
Source: RefSeq, a predicted model, not a curated record